UCGUCCGUUCUAGAGCGACGUUGCCAGAAGCAGUUUCGAUGCCUGUAAUCGAUACUUUUUGUUGUAGUUGUACAUUUUUCGCCAAAAAUAAUAAUAAAAGUGAAAAAUUUUUUUUGUUAAUAUACGUUUAUUUGUUGUACAAAGGAGAAAAUGUUAUUAAACUGAUUGGCCGUCCCAGCAUUUUCGUGACCCCCGCUCCAAAAACAACAAAAUAGAACGGCCGCCAGCAACAACAAGCGCCUUCUAUCGCCUUCUUUAACCGCCAAUUGCACCUGCUCCUGCCCACUAACCAAGACAAAAAGAAGCGAUUACUCCAAGCGCCAGCGGAAGUGAAAUGAUAAAGUCCACCACGAAUCCACAGGAACAGCGUCUGCCACGCCCCGAGGAUCAGUCGCCAGCGCCGCCGCCGCCCCCCUCCUCAGCCACCUCCACCACCGCCCCUGCCACCCCCACGCACCAAGUGGCCACCGUGAUAGCCAACAUGGACACCCUGAAGACCGCCUUUCUGCCCAAUCUCAGCAUGGAUCCCAAUGUGCACGUGUCGCCGCACUAUUGUCCCAUGUGCCACCAGCAGUUCGAGCGGCCGCAGCAUGUCGCGGAUCACAUGCAGCUGUGCCACGGGAUAACGCUGAACGCCCAGGGAGCCAUCGCCACGCUGGACGGUGGCCAUCCGCAGGCACAGCAGCACCCCAAGCUCAGCCACCCCUGCUUCAAUUGUGAUGAAAAGUUUGGCAACGCCGUCGACCUGGACGAACACCAUCGGCUGGCUCAUCAGACGUCCGCCUUCCUGGCCCGCUGCCUCAUUUGCAGCAUCUAUGGCAUCCACUCGGCCACUCAGCAGCCCAACGAGUACAAAUGCACGCAGUGCGGCUCCAUUUGCACCACCGCCAUGCUGGCCGCCGGACAGCAGGGCUUUAUGGAACAGCAGGAGGCGGCGGUGACGCCCGACGACCAGCUGCCGUCGAUGGCGCCCCGUGAUAUGAGACUGACGCCCGAGGAGCAGCACCACCAGCAGCAACUGCAGGCGGAGCACCACCAUCAGCAACAGCACCAACAACAGCAGCAGCAGCAGGAACUGCUGGAGCAGCAGCAGCGUGAAAUGCAGGAGCAGGCGCAACAGCAGCAGGUGCAUCAUCACCAGCAGGAUCAGGAUCUCGCCGGCGACCAGGUGGCGCUGAAGGUGCCACCGCUCACCGUCAAGCUAAACAAGAAUGCCAACGGUGGCGCCAUUGUGGCCCACCCGCAGGUCAUUAUCAAGGAGGAGCCACUCAGCCUGAGCGAUAGUGGUGAUGUGGUCAACUCUGUGCCCGUCUAUGCCAUACAAGCCAAUCCCGGUGUACCCGCUCCGGCCAGUUCGGGUGUGCUAGUCGGCACGCAAACGGUGGCCGCCGAUCUGGCGCACAAGAUCCGGCACAAAUGCCCGGAUUGUCCAAAGACCUUCAAGACGCCCGGCACUCUGGCAAUGCACCGCAAGAUACACACAGGCGAAGCAGACGCCACGCCCAAAGAACGCCCCUACACGUGCUCCUACUGCGGCAAGUCCUUCACUCAAUCGAAUACACUAAAACAGCACACUCGCAUACAUACAGGUGAGAAACCAUUUAGAUGUGGCUAUUGUGGCAGGGCGUUCACUGUUAAGGAUUACCUGAACAAACAUUUAACGACUCACACGGGAGAGAAGCCGUUUCACUGCGGGUACUGCGAGAAGUCCUUCAGCGUGAAGGACUAUCUGACCAAGCACAUACGGACGCACACCGGCGAGAAGCCGUACACCUGUCCGUACUGUGACAAGCGUUUCACGCAGCGCAGCGCCCUUACUGUGCACACGACCAAGCUGCAUCCGCUCUAGGGAAGGCCGGGCGGUGGCCGCCAGAUACCCGUUCCUGCCCCAGCCGCUCCUCCUCCUCCUCCUGGUGCGCCGCCGCCGUUGUCCGCCGACACGGAUACAGAUCCCAAGAAGCCAUCUGCAGCGGCUGCGGCAUCGGCUUAGGACGCUAAGAGCUGCAGCGGAAACGGGAUGAGCAACCCAAAAUGAAAGACCAUUUCAAAGACGAGACACACUCACGUACAUGGGUGUUAACUGCAGCGGAUGCAACGCAACCAACGACUGGCAAAUCUCUUCGCAGUGCUGCUAGAUUAAAUUACUAAAUUAGAUACUUUCAUUUCGGUUAACAGAGAAGCAGAAACACAGUUGUACUAAAUUAGCAUACAGUUCGUAGAAUGUUUAAGUUAUUGCAAUCGAUUUUUGAUUCUUAUUAUUAUUUGGUUAUGUAGAUGUUUUGCAAUUUUAUUUUUAUACACCUAUGUAUAUCGUAUAUAAUAUUUUGUUAUUCAUUGAGAUUUUAUAUGGUGACUCCUUAGCGCACACUCACUUACGCGCGGCGCUAUACCUACACACCGAAAAAGCUACACACUACACACCGCGCACACAUAUAUUAUUUAUAAAGAGAGAGAACAUAUUUUUACUCAUACUUUGUGGCAAUAUUAUUUUUACUACUUCCUGAAAUUGUUUGUAAAUGUUACUGAAAGCAGCAAAACAAAGAAAGGUAAACUCAUGUCUACGCGCAAAACUUAAAUUAUUUUUAUAAAUUAUACAUCUAUUUUAUUCGAAAUCAAAACAACACAAAAUUAUUUAUUCUACAUAAAAAAUGUUUUCAAAAUUUCGACUCGUAGUGGAAAUGGCGAAGGACCAUUGUAGUCAUUUCCCAAUUAUUUGCACACGAGCAGGAUCUCGUUUGUUUUGGCUUUAAAAAUUUAAUUACUUUUAAUUAACUAAAUGAUCUAAUCAUUUUAGCUUGUUUUUAUUGAUGAAUGUUAACCAUUGUUUAUUUUUUAAAAUAAUUAAGUUGAAAGCGCUGCUUUUGUUUGUUAAACUAAUCUAAACAGUGAGAUUGUAUAAAACUAAAAAAGAAAAACGAAAAACAUAACUAAGAAAUUAAUUUUACAAAAUUUGCAUUUUUUAACGCAAGACAAAAAGUAUUUAAGGCAAAUCGAAAUGAGAAAUCUACGCUAAACGCAACACAGCUUUAUGCGCCAAACUAGAAGAUUAAACAAAUUUAACAUAACGAUCUACAUAAUUGAUACUUUUGAUAAAAAGAAAGCUUAAAGUUGUUUUUGUAAUGUAUAUAAAUGUGGAUUCAUCAUUUUUAAAACUACUUAAACGCGUUUUUUAAACCAGCAAAUGAUUACUUGCAAGAGUUGUACGUACUAAACCAACUAAAACUGUAGCAAAACCAAAACCAUGUACAUUUUUAUAACAUAGUGUUAUAUAAUUAUAAAGUAUGCAAAUAUAUAAACCUGUAUCUAAUAUUAAUGCAUAAUACACUCAAACAAAUUGUCUACCUAAUGGCACAUAGCACAGCAACAAACGAUGCGCAGCGCAUGUAAAACCAAAAUAAAUUCUAAGUACUAAACUAUUGUAAUUCUUUAAGUUUUAAAUAAACCGAGAUGAGUUGACGAUCAAAAGCAAACAGCUAAAUCCAGAAAAAAGCGCCUAACUAACCGCAACACUGACAAAAAAAACAAUUAACUCUGCUGUAAGUGAUUACCAAUGAAUGAAUCAUGUUGAAUGCGAUACGUACUAAAUAGCGACUAACUAUUAGUAUUAGAUCUUAGCCACGAAUCCAAAAACGAAGCCAGACAACAGACACACAGAAACACGAACAUAAGCAAGUGAGUAAUUAGAAGUUAAAUUGUAAAAUUUAUUAUUAUUAAAUAUAUAAAUAGAUAUUACGAAUAUAAAUGUAUGUACUUGCAAUCUAAAUUUACGUGACAAAAUCUAGCAAAUAUUCGAGCAAUAUUUCAAUUAAAAUAUAUGAAAAGGAAUUAUAUAUACAAAAUAAAGUCCAACCAUGUAGAAAGAUUAUA
Messenger RNA from Drosophila erecta, 3867 nucleotides. RefSeq names its product chorion transcription factor Cf2 (gene Cf2). The transcript is spliced from 4 exons. Lineage: Eukaryota; Metazoa; Arthropoda; Insecta; Diptera; Drosophilidae. Bases 335 to 1849 code for a protein of 504 amino acids. Gene Ontology annotation, molecular function: RNA polymerase II cis-regulatory region sequence-specific DNA binding; DNA-binding transcription factor activity, RNA polymerase II-specific. The record is from RefSeq and is a predicted model, not a curated record. Gene Ontology annotation, biological process: regulation of transcription by RNA polymerase II. Gene Ontology annotation, cellular component: nucleus.